Molecule: messenger RNA, 2368 nt
Organism: Setaria italica (foxtail millet)
Lineage: Eukaryota; Viridiplantae; Streptophyta; Magnoliopsida; Poales; Poaceae
Exons: 1
Coding region: 223-1995 (590 amino acids)
Source: RefSeq, a predicted model, not a curated record
GGACGUCCUCUACUCUUUGAGGAGGGCAAGUCCCCAAGUCCAAAAAACCCAGCGAAAUCCUCCGCCGCUCGCGCUCGCCUCGACGCCAAUCCCAAUCCGGCAAUCCCAUCCGACGCGACCCCCUUGCUCCCCGCGCGCGACCAGCUCGCCCUCGCCCAACGGGGGCGCAUGCGAGGCCACACCGCGCCCGGCCCUAAGUAGCACCCCCCGCCCCGCCCGGCAAUGUCGGCGCACCUCUCGCCGCCCCACCACCCAUCCCUCGCCGCCGGGGACGCCAAGAAGCAGCCGCACCUCGGGGCCGACCCCAGCAAGCGGGCCUCCUGCUUCGGCCUCCUCGGCGGCGGCGGCGGCGACCACCACCACCACCACCCCAAGAAGCCCGGCCCCUCCGCGGCCAAGCUCGCGCUCGCGUCCUUCCUCGGCGUCAUCGUCCUCCUCGCCGCCGACGCCUCCCUCGCCGGCGCCGGCGCGCACCGGCGCCUGCGCCGCCAGUACCUGCAUUACGUCGGCAGCGGGAGCGUGGAGGCCGGCUCGCCCCCGUGGCUCUCCGUGCCGGACCGCCCCAACUUCACCGACGACCUCCUCGCGCGGUGGCUCGCGCCGGGGGGCACCCCGUGCCGGGACGCGCGCACGGCCAACAUCUCCGUCCCGGUCCUCGACGGCGCCGCGGCAAGGGUGGAGGCGACCGAGCUCCGCGCGGGCGAGAUCCACGAGUUCACGUUCUGGGCCCUGGACGACGCAGGGAAGCGGCGCUGCCUCGGCGGGGACUACUUCGAGGUCGACCUUUCCGGGGACGCGUGGAAGUCGCGGCCCCCCGUCGUGGACCGCGGCGACGGCUCCUACUCUUUCCGCCUCCAGGUCGCGCCCCGCUUCGCGGCGGGGGAGUUCCGCCUCACCGUCGUCCUCCUCUUCCGCAGCUGGGAGGGGCUCAAGUUCUCCUCCGCGAGGUUCAAGUACCGUGCCGAGCUGCGCCGCAUCCCCCUCCUGUUCCGGCCGGACAGCAACGUGUCGCUCCCGGCGCUGGAGACGUGCCGCGCGGCGGACUUCGCGCGCGACGCCUGGUCCGGCCGGUGGACGCGGCUCGCCAAGAACGACGACUGCGAGGAGGUCGACGCCGCCGGCCGGUACCGGUGCCUGGAGCCGGACCACCCGUGCGAGGCGCCGUGGUGCGACGGGCCGCUCGGCGCGCUGGAGAGCAACGGGUGGGUGUACUCGGCGCACUGCUCCUUCAGGCUCUUCGCCGCCGACGCGGCGUGGCGGUGCCUGGACGGCAAGUGGCUCUUCUUCUGGGGCGACUCCAACCACGUCGACACCAUCCGGAACCUCCUCACCUUCGUCCUCGGCGUCACGGACACAUCCGCCGUGACGCGCCGGUUCGACGCCGUGUUCACGAACCCCAGCGGCGGGCCGGGGACUCUGAGGAUCACGAGCAUCUUCAACGGCCACUGGAACAUGAGCAUGAACUACCUCGGCCUGCAUUCCCUUCGGAACAGGGAGUUCCGGCAGCUAAUCCGGUCCUACUUCAUGUCCAGUGACCACGUCCCGGAUGUUGUGAUCCUGAACUCCGGCCUGCACGACGGGUGCUACUGGACCAGUGUCCGCGCCUACGCUCAGGGUGCUGAGUUCGCAGCACAGUUCUGGUCAGGAAUCAUGGCCAAAGUGCGUGCUCGUGUCCACGCAUCGCCGAGGGUGUUCUACCGUACUACGAUCGCUACUGGGGGUUAUGCUAGGGACCUCGCAUUCAAUCCAAGCAAGAUGGAGGCGUUCAAUGGCGUGCUCGUUGAGAAGAUGAGGCGGCAUGGGGUGCUCACUGGUGGGGUGAUCGACAAUUUCGACAUGACAUUCCCAUGGCACUACGACAACCGUUGCAAUGACGGUGUGCACUACGGGCGUGCACCGGCGAGGCUGGUGUGGCGGGAUGGCAAGAUUGGGCACCAGUACUUCGUGGACCUGAUGCUGGGCCAUGUGCUCCUCAAUGCCAUCUGCAAUGGAUGAGAAUUGCUGGUUCCGUGCUCUGUAAGUUCCUGGUGCUCAAUUGUGUAAACUGUAGUUAGGUUGGUAGGGAGCUGAAUUUGCCGAGAUGAGAUCGACACACGGUAGCACAGUUCAUGUGUACAUCUGAUGCGGGGAGAGAGAUGUGAGCUGGAGUUUAGCUGAAGCAAUUUGUAUGGUUAGACAUCUGAUCUUUUAGCUGUGUUACUGGCCUGUUCUUGCUCUAGUAAGCGAGGAAGAUUGAGAAUUCGAUUGGAGCUACCUAUGAGGAAAUAUCAGGUACAUGUAAAUAUAUACCACGACUAUUUGAAGAGGCUUAAUGCUGUACAAAUUCAGUAGGUCAAAUGAUAUUGUUCAGUGCUACUUUACUUAGCAA